AUGGGUGACCCCUAUUCAUCAACUGAUUACAAUAAUAGCGGAUAUUCUGCACAUUAUUCAGUUCCACCACCUGCCACAUCUUCAGGAGAUAAUAAUUACAGCGGGAGUCAGCAAGGUAGCUAUAAUCAUGGUAAUUACACUGGACAAAGUUCAGGCCAAGAUUGGAGUCCACAAGGUUCAGGUGGAAAUAACUACAGUGCAGGUGGUCAGCCUGGCAACAACUAUGGACAAAGUUACAAUUCAAACUAUGGAAGUGGGGGCUAUGACCGAAAUAGCGGUAGUGGCAAUAACUACAAUGUGAGUGGAGGUGAUCGCGGUGGCAGCAACUAUAGUAGCAGUGACCGUGGGGGUGGCGGUUCCAAUUAUGGAGGAAGUGAUAGGGGAGGAAGUGGUUACUCUGGUGGCGAGCGGGGUGGAUAUGGAGGGGGUGAUCGAUCCAGCUACAAUAGAGAUGGGGGAAAUAGAGAUAGUGGAUAUGGUGGCGGCGGCAGGGGGGGUGGUUAUAAUAAAGGUGGUGGCGGAGGUGGUUACGGCGGCGGGGAUCGGGGUGGAAGUGAUAUGAUCACCCAGGAAGAUACUGUUUUCAUCCAAGGCAUGAAUCCUUCUACUACUGAAGAUGAAUUAUGCCAGCAUUUUGGAGCUAUUGGCAUUAUUAAGAUGGAUAAAAAGACUCAGAGACCUAAAGUAUGGAUGUAUAAAGAUAAAGCCACAGGACAACCUAAGGGCGAAGCCACAGUCACUUACGAGGACAGUAAUGCCGCUUCUUCUGCUAUUCAAUGGUUUGAUGGAAAGGAUUUCAAUGGAGCUACAAUAAAAGUGUCUCUUGCACAAAGACAAAACACGUGGGGCGGUAGCAAAGGGGGUGGCGGUGGUGGAUUCCGUGGAGGCCGCGGCGGCGGAGGUGGUGCUCCCCGUAGCGGUGGCGGCGGCGGCGGAGGAAGAGGUGGCGGCGGUGGACCCCCGUCUGGCAAUCGCGAAGGAGACUGGCGUUGUCCCAAUCCGAACUGCGGAAAUACUAACUUCUCGUGGAGGAGAGCUUGCAACAGAUGUAAUGAAGAGAAGCCCGGCGGCGGCGGUGGCGGUGGGCCACCUAGCGGCGAGCGCGGUGGAGGUGGCCCUCCGGGGCGUGGGGGUCGCGGCGGCGGCCGUGGGGGAGGCGGCUGGGGGGGGCGCGGAGACCGCGGAGGCGACCGUGGCGAUAGGCGCUACGGGGGCGGGGGCGGUGGUGCCGGCGGCGGAGGCAACGGGGGCGGCGACCGGAGCGGCGGCACCGGCGGCGGAGCUAUGAGGGGCGACGGAGGGGGCAGAGACAGACAGAGGCCGUAU
Molecule: messenger RNA, 1326 nt
Organism: Iphiclides podalirius (scarce swallowtail)
Lineage: Eukaryota; Metazoa; Arthropoda; Insecta; Lepidoptera; Papilionidae
Source: the annotation of a GenBank genome assembly